AUGACAGAUAAUCAAAAAGAACAACAUCAACAACUAAACUAUCCAAAGAGUAUACAAGUAAAAGGUACAGACUCUGAGGGUACGAUUGUAUAUAAAAAUUUAAAUGAACUUUGGAGUAAAGAAUUGGUAAACGAUAAUAAUAAUGAUUUGAAAUGGUAUACUUCUGCUGCUGACUAUUGGAAAUCUGUAGAUGCUACUGUAGAUGGAAUGUUGGGUGGUCUUAGCUAUGUAUCCGAUACAGAUGUAGAGUGUAGCAAUAAGUUUAUCACUGAAAUGACAUCAUUGGGUAGAGGUAGAGCUUUGGAUUGCGGUGCUGGCAUCGGUAGAGUCACUCAACAUCUGCUACUUCCACUCUUUGAGAAAGUUGAUCUUCUCGAACAGAAUCCACUAUUCUUAGAUGAAGCUAAAAUUAUAUUUAAAGAUGAAAAAAGAGUUGUUAAUUAUUUCGCAGUUGGAUUACAGGAUUUCGAUUUUAAAGAUAAGAAUAAUGGUGAGCCGAUUAAAUAUGAUUACAAUAUAGCAAAGAAAGGUUUCAUCAUGGACAAACAAGAUAGUAGUGUCACUCGUACCGAUGAACACUUACGUUAUCUCUUCAGUCAGGCUGAUGCAACCGUCACCAAAUCAAUCUUACAACCAAACUUUCCUAAAUCAUUAUUCCCAGUUAGACUUUAUGCAAUCAACUCAACACCAACUACAACUUCAACAUCUGAAACUUCAACAACUACAACAUCUGAAACUUCAAAUGUUUAA
This is a messenger RNA of Heterostelium album PN500, 750 nucleotides long. RefSeq lists its product as uncharacterized. The coding region runs from base 1 to 750 and encodes 249 amino acids. Gene Ontology annotation, cellular component: cytoplasm. Lineage: Eukaryota; Evosea; Eumycetozoa; Acytosteliales; Acytosteliaceae. Gene Ontology annotation, biological process: N-terminal protein amino acid methylation. Gene Ontology annotation, molecular function: methyltransferase activity. The record is from RefSeq and is a predicted model, not a curated record. The transcript has 4 exons.